UCGGAUGCUGCUGCCGCCUCGGCGGCGGCGGCGGCUGCCAGCUCCGGGGCGCUGUAACUGUCACGCUGCACCUGAGCUGAACUUGAAAAGAGAGUGAAGGGGCGAUUGGGCGACAGCUUUGGGCAGACAUAGGGGUGCUGGCCGACGGAGUCGAAGAGGAUCGCCAUUCACGCCCCCGGUGCCCACCGCGCCAUCACCUCCAUUUCUGCAAAGACCGUCCAAGGAGCAGAGGCGGCGACCGGACUCCCCAAGACAGACGAGGGGGCAGCGGCGGGGACUGUGUCUGCAAAGCUACAACAGGUCGCCUUUGGAGACUCCUUUGGCGGGAAGGUGCACUUGGAGAGGGAAGGCUCAAAAACAGGAGGAGAGAAGAGAGAAGGGUUUUCAUCCAAGGACUAUCACUGAGCACCUCCUUCUUGGUGCUCCUCCGGGCAUCCCGACCCCACAUCACCCAAACGGUGUGUCUUGGGGGGCACAAACACCUGUUUGAAGAAACUCCUCCUCCGGAGUCUCUCGGGUGCUGGUUUCCCCCGCGUGGCCGGGUUCCAGUGCUGCAAGAGGUCUGGACAGGUUCUGCCCGUGGUGAUGGCUAUGCCCCUGUGAUCUUGCUGCGAUCUCCCCGAAAUACUGGUCUUCCAAGGCAUCCUUCCCCGGUGAGUACUGCAGCUGCACCCGCCCUGCCUGGGAGUCUCUGGUAGAGACAGUGUUUUCAUCACCCAAGAGAAAGAGGGCGUUUGUGGCUACUUGGCCCCACUGUCGAGGCCUGGUCACCUCUCUUGUUGCCUCUUAGCCAAGGAACCAUGGCGGCAGGGGUGGCAGCCUGGCUGCCCUUUGCCAGGGCAGCAGCCAUCGGGUGGAUGCCCGUGGCCUCUGGGCCCAUGCCCGCGCCCCCCAGGCAGGAGAGAAAAAGAACUCAAGAUGCCCUCAUUGUGUUGAAUGUGAGUGGCACCCGUUUCCAGACGUGGCAGGACACCCUGGAGCGCUAUCCGGACACGCUGCUGGGCAGCUCCGAGAGGGACUUUUUCUACCACCCAGAGACGCAGCAGUAUUUCUUUGACCGUGACCCGGACAUCUUUCGCCACAUCCUGAAUUUCUACCGCACGGGGAAGCUCCACUAUCCUCGCCACGAGUGCAUCUCGGCCUACGACGAAGAGUUGGCCUUCUUCGGCCUCAUCCCCGAAAUCAUUGGCGACUGCUGUUACGAGGAGUACAAGGACCGCCGGCGGGAGAACGCCGAGCGUCUGCAGGACGACGCGGACACCGACAACAACGGCGAGAGUGCGCUGCCCACCAUGACCGCUCGCCAGAAGGUGUGGCGGGCCUUUGAGAACCCCCACACCAGCACCAUGGCCCUGGUGUUCUACUAUGUCACGGGCUUCUUCAUUGCCGUCUCGGUCAUCGCCAACGUGGUGGAGACCGUGCCCUGCGGGUCCAGCCCCGGGCACAUUAAAGAGCUGCCCUGCGGUGAGCGGUACGCGGUGGCCUUCUUCUGCCUGGACACGGCCUGCGUCAUGAUCUUCACCGUCGAGUACCUGCUGCGCCUGGCCGCGGCGCCCAGUCGUUACCGUUUCGUGCGCAGUGUCAUGAGUAUCAUUGACGUGGUGGCCAUCCUGCCUUAUUACAUUGGGCUGGUGAUGACGGACAACGAGGAUGUCAGUGGGGCCUUCGUCACCCUCCGGGUCUUCCGGGUCUUCCGUAUCUUUAAGUUUUCCCGCCAUUCUCAAGGCCUGCGCAUCUUGGGGUACACGUUGAAGAGCUGCGCCUCUGAGUUGGGCUUCUUGCUCUUCUCGCUUACGAUGGCUAUCAUCAUCUUUGCCACGGUGAUGUUCUACGCGGAGAAAGGAUCCUCGGCCAGCAAGUUCACCAGUAUCCCUGCGGCCUUCUGGUACACCAUUGUCACCAUGACAACGCUCGGGUAUGGAGACAUGGUACCCAAAACCAUAGCAGGGAAGAUCUUUGGCUCCAUCUGCUCCUUGAGUGGGGUCUUGGUCAUUGCGCUUCCGGUUCCAGUGAUUGUCUCAAACUUCAGCCGCAUCUACCACCAGAACCAGCGCGCCGACAAACGGAGGGCGCAGAAGAAAGCCAGACUGGCCAGGAUCCGGGCAGCCAAAAGUGGAAGUGCGAACGCGUACAUGCAGAGCAAACGGAAUGGCUUACUCAGUAACCAACUGCAGGCCUCGGAGGACGAGCAGCCCUUUGUGAGCAAAUCCGGCUCCAGCUUUGAAACCCAGCACCACCACCUGCUUCACUGCCUGGAAAAAACCACGAAUCAUGAGUUUGUGGAUGAACAAGUCUUUGAAGAAAGCUGCAUGGAAGUCGCGACCGUCAAUCGCCCUUCAAGCCACAGCCCCUCUGUCUCAUCACAACAAGGAGUCACCAGCACCUGCUGUUCACGGCGACACAAAAAGACUUUCCGCAUCCCCAAUGCCAACAUAUCAGGGAGCCACCGAGGCAGUGUGCAAGAACUCAGCACGAUUCAGAUCCGAUGUGUGGAGAGAACACCACUAUCUAACAGCCGGUCAAGUUUAAAUGCCAAAAUGGAAGAGUGUGUGAAACUAAACUGUGACCAACCUUAUGUGACUACAGCAAUAAUAAGCAUCCCGACCCCGCCCGUCACCACGCCCGAGGGAGAUGACAGGCCAGACUCGCCUGAGUACUCAGGAGGGAAUAUCGUCCGCGUGUCCGCUUUGUAAGCCAGUCUGCAUCAAGUCUACAAGGAUGUGAAGAGCAUCCUGACGCGCGGAAGAAAGAAUGAACGAGCAACUUUCUGCACCAGCAAAGCAAGAAGGUUGGUGGGGAGACAAGAACAUGGCUUGCAACCUUGAGGCUGUGACUUAAAAUGACCAAAUGGCAUUUCGAGACUGAGCUUGACCAGGUAGACACCGGAAAACCAUGUCAUCCUUUGACUUUGUGAAUGAGCACAAGGAAAUGCCACUUUCGAUGCUUCUUGUGAUCAGAACUCUUUUUUAAUAAAAUCAACCUUUGAACAUCAUGUUCCAGUUGAAUGCAAAACAAAACAAAAAAAAUUGGAAACCAUUUUGAUAAAUUUUUUUCCUGUGAACACCAUGAACAUUGGCUAUGAUGAAGAUGCUUACAUUUAAAGAAAGACAGAAGGAAGGAAAACACAUACAGCGCACGUGGAUUGACUGACAGAAACACCAUCAUAAUGCAUGCUAGAGCUCUUUGGAGCCGUCACCUCAGUUUCCUUAUAUUGUAUUCAGACCAGGCAUGAUAAACUCUUUCACUGUAGAGCGAGGGAAUUCCUGUGCACUGACAACACACUGGUUGCUCAUGUCCUGCGGCGGGCUGCGCACAUAAACUCCUUGUAGAGCUGCACUCUUUCUCCUGGGGAUGCUCCUUAGUACAGCUACUGUGUUCCGAUAGUUCAGUAUUAAUGGUCCUUCCACCAUGCACCUACGUACUGUUACAACUGCAAUAAUUCAUUGUACUCCUGUUGUAUCAGGAAUCAGGAUUUUUAUUAUUGUUUUGGAUGUUAUUGUACUUUCUGGAUCUUCAUAGACACAGUAACAGCCACAUUCAUAGAAAAGAAUUCUGCGGUGGCCAGGUUUUUAGGUAACUUUUUAAUUCCCCAACGACUGGUGCGCCAUCAUGUUGUAAAGUGAUACCCUUUGGCCCGCUGGAUCCCGGUGACACAGGGCAAUCUCUGUUCCCGUAUUUCUAUCGCACCUUUUGAAUGGCUUUCACAUCAUCUACUGGACUCACCUUUGGAGUCCCAUUGACUUUCACACUUUUGUAUUUCCCAACAAGUUAGCUGGCAUGUCGAUUACCCUCGCCAGGCCCCUUAUCACAACUUAGGGAGCACAAACCAAAAAAAUGAGUCGACAUCUAUAAAUUAUCUCUAGCCUCUAUGCUGUCAAAGACAAGCCCAGCUCUCACGAGACAUUUCAUGAAAAGAGUUGGCUGGGACUCAUCUCACAGGAUCGAUGAUCCCACAAUCUCACUUGAUGUAUUAUUUAUUUUGCUUUAGAUCGCAGAUACAUUUUGAGAAUAACUAAUAUGAACUGAAAUGCGGAGAAAAACUGGAUGGCUUUCCUUAGCAAUGGGUGGGGGGGCACA
Echinops telfairi (small Madagascar hedgehog) is the source of this 4077-nucleotide messenger RNA. It is a transcript of the gene KCND2, whose product is annotated as potassium voltage-gated channel subfamily D member 2. Gene Ontology annotation, cellular component: membrane; voltage-gated potassium channel complex. Lineage: Eukaryota; Metazoa; Chordata; Mammalia; Afrosoricida; Tenrecidae. Gene Ontology annotation, molecular function: A-type (transient outward) potassium channel activity; protein binding; voltage-gated monoatomic ion channel activity involved in regulation of postsynaptic membrane potential. Bases 801 to 2693 code for a protein of 630 amino acids. The record is from RefSeq and is a predicted model, not a curated record. The transcript has 6 exons. Gene Ontology annotation, biological process: potassium ion transmembrane transport; protein homooligomerization.